This is a messenger RNA of Helobdella robusta, 1062 nucleotides long. RefSeq lists its product as hypothetical. The record is from RefSeq and is a predicted model, not a curated record. Bases 1 to 1062 code for a protein of 353 amino acids. NCBI's taxonomy places the organism in Eukaryota, Metazoa, Annelida, Clitellata, Rhynchobdellida, Glossiphoniidae. The transcript is spliced from 2 exons.
AUGUCGAAAAAUAGUCUUCCUUCAGAUUUGAAUAAGAAACUAUGGGAAUCAAAUUUGGUGAGAUUUGAAACAGCCAAGAAUUCAAGAAAGUAUGCAAAGAUUGUUGACAGUCUUGAUCAAAUGAACAAAAUGCCAACAGAACAGCAUAUCCUGGACAGAUUUACGUGCUUGGCUGCAAAUGUGAAAAGUAGACAGGAGAGAGUUGUGAUAGUGGUCAAAGAAGUAAAAAUCUUAUGGAAAAAACUGAAUCUUCCAAUUCAAAAAGGCAAAUCUACAGUGGAAAGAAAAAUUGAGAAUGUACUAAACAAGUAUGAAAAAGACAGCAGAAAACCAGGAACGCAAGACUUUACCAACUUGUUCAACGUAACUGAUGAAAAUGGAGAAUGGUUGUGCCAGGAAGAUAAAGCCUUCUAUAACCUUCAGAUGUCAACAAAUUGUAGAGCUGGCUACUGCACUACAAUUGAAGAUACACAAGGAGUUCAUCCUAGAAAACUAAAGUUGAUUAAGCAAAAAGCCAAAGAGUACCAGCAACUGAAAGCAUCUUUUGACAAUUCUGGAGAUGCUCUGAAGGAAGAAGAAGAAGAAGUUGUUUGGAGAGAUGAUAUGGCUUUCAUUCAUCACUUGAUCACAUGUUACAGACAGUUUAAGAAAACAGGAUGCUUCCCUAAAGUAAAAUUCAGAACUUUGCCAAAUAUAAGCAAUGCAAGAUGGAAUAGCCGAGCAAUCUAUGCUUUGCUAGCUUAUAUUUUACUUCCAGAAUUUCGACAGUCAGCCGAAGGUCAGUCAUCAUGUGACUUUAUUAGUGGCACGUGGAGUGACAUCUGGUUUUCUGGUCAGGUUUAUAAUGAGGAUAACUACAAUAAUUUGGCAGCCGUUUGCAAAGAUCACUCAAAGGCAAUAAAGACUUUAAGGACUUUUUGGUCGGUUGAGCCGACUCCAAUCCCAACUCAAAGGUCAAACAUUUGUGCUGAACGUGCAAUUAAAGUUCUGCAGGAUUUACUUCCAUUGUGCAAAAACAUUGAAAAAAUUAACAUUAAAUUUCUUUUGACAAAUGAACACUAA